This is a messenger RNA of Ambispora gerdemannii, 717 nucleotides long. The record is from the annotation of a GenBank genome assembly. Lineage: Eukaryota; Fungi; Glomeromycota; Glomeromycetes; Archaeosporales; Ambisporaceae.
AUGUCCGAGUCUGCACAAAAGACCGAAGUUAUUCCAACUACUACAAAUUCUAACCCAGACCACUUAUCCACGCCGGAAAUCACUGUCGAAAUAGAAUUAAAAUCAGACGAGCAGAAACCAGAAACCGAAAUGGAAUCAACAGCAAAUCUUCUUUCUAGCGCUUCACCCUUCGCAGGAGUUGAAGGAGACAUCGAGUCCGCUUCUAUAGGGGGAACACGAGCCAAUUCAACUUUUAUUGACAACAAUCAGGAUAAACAAAAUAUUUGGCAAAAAUCUAGCCUUCCACCUGCUUUUUCGGACCGCAGCUCUACUGCAUUUGAUUUUUGGACGGUGAAGAAUGUUACUGGACGAUUAUUGGUUGGUUUGAGGUGGUGGAAUGAAAUUCAAGAAGACGGUUCAAAUGUGUGGAUGUUCGAAAGUAGAGAUCCUUCACGUCCAGUCAAUCAGACAGAUGCUCGCGUCUUUUGGAUCUCUUUAUAUGUGACAUUUGUAGCAUGGAUAAUUUGCGGGAUUUUGCUUGGAAUUUUCAAUGCAAAAUGGUUUUUGUUAAUUGUAGUGGCAUUAGUUUUGAAUUUUGCAAAUGUACUGGGCUACACGCAAUGUGAUAAGGAUGCAAAGAAAAAAUGGGCAACCGGAUUUGCUGCACGUGCAGCUACUGGAAACGCUGGUUUCGCUGGAAAAUUAUUCUCGGCUAGUCUCGGGAAAAUGUUUAAAUGA